AUGCCGGAACAUACCCCGGCACCUACGCCUAGCCGUGCGGUGUACGGUUUCGCGUUGUUCCUGUUGUUUAAGACCCUCUUUGUUAUGUAUGUCGUGUGGGCAUACAUUCCUACCGCAAUAUUCAAUCGGCUGGGGUUAACGUAUCUGCCGGAUAAAUACUUUGCCCUGUUCAUCCCCAUUCUCCUGCUAGUGGCCGUGACUAUGUUUGCUUUUCUGGUGUACCCUUCGCUUGCGCUUGCCAUGACACCAGACGUGGACGAUCGUGUUACAAUUUCGGACUCGUACACCAUCUAUCGUUGCGAGCAUAGAUUCUCCGAUGGGCAGAGCUGCAACCAGCAUAUCGCGGAUGCUUGCUCGAGCGGUUGGUAUGCUAAACGGCACUGUGAAAAACAUAUUGGUCGAAUCAGUGAACAGCAGCAGAGGACGGUUCGUGUGGCCAACUUUUGCGAUUGUCCCUAUGAGGCACAGUGUCUGCUCCGAAAGGAUCCGGAAUACUUACCUACAUUACGUGCCAAGGAUCCAAUUCCGGCGGUUAGUGAUAUAAGCAUUUCCAAAGUGAGCCGUACACUUUACCGAAGACGAUGGGAUUAAAAGAAUAGGAGGAAAUAAAUGUAUGGAAGAACGAAA
Messenger RNA from Anopheles coustani, 627 nucleotides. It is a transcript of the gene PIG-P, whose product is annotated as phosphatidylinositol N-acetylglucosaminyltransferase subunit P. The transcript has a single exon. The record is from RefSeq and is a predicted model, not a curated record. Lineage: Eukaryota; Metazoa; Arthropoda; Insecta; Diptera; Culicidae. The coding region runs from base 1 to 591 and encodes 196 amino acids.